CUGAUUGAUGCAACAAUGGAGGAAGUCAAGUCACAAAAAAUAAAAAUAAACUACAGUCACAGCAGAGAGACACCCGGCAUUGAAAACAAGACCCUGACACUCAGAAGCUGUGUGGGACUCACACCUUUUAAAAGGGAAAUGAAGAUGCGAUUCCUGGGGAGGACCUGUCUCAUUGUCUUGAGUUUGCUACAAGCUGUUUCUACACAGAGAGAUGGCAGCUCUGUUGUUGGCUCUGAUCAGCCCCUCAUCGCCUCUUCUGGUGAAGAUGCCAUCCUGCCCUGUCACAUCACCCCCAGUCUUAGUGCUGUGGACAUGGAUGUGAGGUGGUUUAGACAGAAAUUCAAGAUCCCAGUUCAUUUAUAUGAAGAUCGAAGCGAUCGCACAGAUGUUCAGGACAGUGACUAUCGGGGCCGCACUGCUCUCUCUAGAUUGGGGCUGCAGGAAGGCAUUCUCUCUCUUAACCUGAGAAACCUCCGUCACACUGAUAGCGGGGUCUAUUCCUGCUAUGCCACUGAUGGAGUCUGGAAUGGACAAGGAAAGACUGAACUGAUAGUCAGAGCUCUGGGGACCCAGCCCUCAAUCUCUAUGGACUCUACACAAGGAGAGCAGACCUGGCUGGUGUGCAGAUCAGAGGGGUGGAGCCCUGAACCUGAAGUGAUCUGGAGAGACAGAGAUGGAAACAAUGUGACAUCACUGUCCAACACAACAGUGCAAAGGGACAGUCAGGGGUUCCUCAGUGUCAGCAGCUACAUCAAAAUCAAACAGCAGUCCAACGUGUUCUCCUGUCUGGUUAGAAGUAAAAUACCAAAACCAGACUGGGAAUCCAAACUCCACAUAUCCAGUGAUUUUUUCCCAGGAGUCUCUAGAUGGAUGGUGGCUUUCUUCUUGACUUUAGCUCUCAGUAUUGGAGCCAUUCCUCUGCUGGUGUUCCAAUGGAGAAGAAUGGAUGCCAUGGAGAGACAGUUUGAGCCUAUGGCUGCUCAGCGGCUUCGUGAGGAACUUGAGUCUAUGAGCCGUGAGGUCCCUAAAUCAGAAUGGAAGUGGAUCCUCAGCUCAGCAGUUGACAGUUUGACUCUGGACCUCGAUACAGCACACCCCCGGCUCACCCUGCCUGUGGAUGGGAAACAAGUGAGAGGGAAAAGGCAGGAUUAUAACAGUUCUCAGAGAUAUGAUUACAGGCGCUGUGUGCUGGGCAGGGAGGGCUUCAUCUCAGGGAGACACUACUGGGAGCUGGGGGUGGGAGAGAAUACAUUCUGGAGAUUAGGAGUCAGCAGAGAGUCUGCCCCGAGGAAGGGGGAGUUCAGCAUGACCCCCCAGCAGGUUUACUGGACUGUGGGGUGGGAUGGAGAUGAAGAUAAAGAAGAGUUCAUUGCUCUCACUGACCCCCAGACCCCCCUCCCCCAGAUCCUAAAGCCCCAGAAGCUGGGGGUGUAUCUGGAUUAUGAGGAAGGACGGAUCUCCUUUUACAAUGUGGAGACCAGAUCUCACAUCUACUCUUUCACUGACAUGGAGUUCAAGCCCAAUGAGAAACUCUAUCCAUUCUUCUGGACGUGGGACGAGAAAACAGACCUUGCACUGGUGUCCCCGGGGAAGAUGAAUGACAGCUCUUUCUUUCUUCUAGUCUGGAAAUGGAUUCUUGCUGCAUCAGUUGAUGUGACUCUGGACCCUGAUACAGUAGAGCCCAAUCUCAUCCUGUCUGCGGAGGGGAAACGAGUGAGACUGGGAGAGACACGGCAAGAUCUCCCUGACAAUCCAGAGAGAUUUGAUGGCUGGCACUGUGUGCUGGGCAGGGAGGGCUUCACCUCGGGGAGACGCUACUGGCAGGUGCAGGUUGGGGGGGAUACACCGUGGAGAUUAGGAGUCAGCAGAGAGUCUGCCGAGAGGAAGGGGGAGUUCAACAUGACCCCCCAGCAGGGUUACUGGACUGUGAGGUGGAGUGGAUACAGCUUCACUGCUCUCACUGACCCCCGGACCCCCCUCCCCCGGAGCCUGAAGCCCCAGAAGCUGGGGGUGUAUCUGGAUUAUGAGGAAGGGCAGCUCUCCUUUUACAAUGUGGAGACCAGAUCUCACAUCUUCACUUUCACUGACAUGGAUUUCAAUCCCAAUGAGAAACUCUAUCCAUUCUUCUGUACUGGGGACAAGAAAACCGACCUUGUGCUGGAGUCCCCUGACCCUGUCAGCACUGCAGAUUAAACACACAUUGCUGUCUGAACCAGGAAACUAUUCAAACAGCUCAGACAAUCUCCUCUUCACUUUCACUGACACUCUCUCUGCACUCUUCUGGGCUGAUGAGAAGAAAUCCUCUCUCUCUCUUCCACCCUCUUACCCUGAGCCCCUCCUCUUUAUUUCUCUACACCCCCUUUCCUACUCUCCCUUCCUGUCUCCCUCUCUUUCCCCACCACCUCUCCAUCCCCAGAUCCCUCUUUCUCUCCUCUUCUGCUCUCCUUUCUCUCUCCCCCUUCCCUCUGAUAUGUUAAUUCCCUCCCUUUCCCACUCUCCCUCUCUCCACCCUGCCUUCUCUAUCCCUCUCUCCUCCAUCCUUUAUACUCUCCCUCUCCCUCUCUCCUCCCUGCCCCCUCUAAGUUUGUACUGUGAUAUUUUGUAACAACUCUAAGUCUCCCUGGAUAAGGGCAUCUGCUAAUAAAUAAAUAAAGAUAAAAGACUUUCUAGACAAUAGAUGAAUGCAUUAUUUUCCAUAUAAUCAAUAUUUACACUGAAGCUGAGAUGUUUCCUGAAUAUUAUUCAUUGCUAAACUUAGGGAACUGAUUUCUGCUAUUUUGAUGUGAAUCUUCUGUUCUGUUUUUGUAGCGCAUCUAUUUUCUAUCUUUCUUGAUAAAAUGUAUAAAAGAUAUAA
Messenger RNA from Acipenser ruthenus (sterlet), 2854 nucleotides. RefSeq names its product butyrophilin subfamily 1 member A1-like. Gene Ontology annotation, molecular function: protein binding. The record is from RefSeq and is a predicted model, not a curated record. The transcript has 11 exons. NCBI's taxonomy places the organism in Eukaryota, Metazoa, Chordata, Actinopteri, Acipenseriformes, Acipenseridae. The coding region runs from base 16 to 2193 and encodes 725 amino acids.